AUCGCUCGCUUUGCCAACUCUUUCCGUCAAGUUUGUUUCAAAUUGCGGACGUAGAUUGACAGUAAAUUAUAGGUAAGGUGGCUAUCAGGGUAACAUUCAACUUACAGGAUGUCGCUGCAGUGCAAGUGAGACACUAAAAAGAACGUGGGUACUGAAGGGUUAAAAAAAAACCAUUAAAUGGUGAGAUGUCUGUUGAUUUAAAAAUCAUAAUAACUUAUCCAUAAGUAAAUUAUCAGAUAAAUAUCUGCUCAAACCACCAGACUUACCUGGAGUAACAUCUGACACCUAUUAAUUUUACUUAUCACUUAAGUAUAGUUACUCACAUACACAUAUUUAGAUUUGUUGUGACGUGUGUAACUAAAAAAUUACUAUAUUCCCAUAUAGUUAUUUAUAAUAAAAUUUUUCAAAAUGUCAAACUCAUCAGAUCCGCGACGUCCUGAAAAAGAAUUACGGUAUAAACCAUCGGUUGUCAGCAGCCAGGCUCAACCAGGUGAUGAUUUAACACCGGAUUAUAUGAAUAUUUUAGGAAUGAUAUUUAGUAUGUGUGGACUUAUGAUGAGGCUAAAAUGGUGUGCAUGGGUAGCACUUUAUUGUUCUUGCAUAAGUUUUGCUAAUUCUCGAGUCAGUGAUGAUACUAAACAAAUUUUAAGCAGUUUUAUGUUAUCUAUAUCAGCUGUAGUGAUGUCGUAUUUACAAAAUCCACAACCGAUGACUCCACCCUGGGCUUCUGUCAUCCAAUAAUUUCAUUAAUUUUUAUAGAAUAUAAUUUUUUGAUGAAAAGGAUUUAAGUAACACAUGAUGUAGUAAAAAAAUUUUCUUUUCAUAUUUUUAUUCAAUAAAUUGUUCUCCGUAAAUUA
This is a messenger RNA of Cotesia glomerata, 857 nucleotides long. RefSeq names its product protein Asterix. Bases 409 to 741 code for a protein of 110 amino acids. The record is from RefSeq and is a predicted model, not a curated record. Gene Ontology annotation, biological process: protein insertion into ER membrane. Lineage: Eukaryota; Metazoa; Arthropoda; Insecta; Hymenoptera; Braconidae. Gene Ontology annotation, molecular function: protein folding chaperone. The transcript is spliced from 2 exons. Gene Ontology annotation, cellular component: endoplasmic reticulum membrane.